CACUUCCUUGACAGAGAAGAAAGUAGAAAGAAAAACACUACCUUUCAUUGGCGAGGACGGACGCACGCUUUUUUUAAUAUUUUGAUUGGAUCAAACAAAUUAUGGCUGGACUUGUCCACUUGGCGAGAAUUUGCAGUAAACAUCAACAAUACUUCAGCAGCCAUAGAACUUUCAGUACUUUGGGACGUUAUCAAUUCUGCAAAUUCAAUGCUCCCGGUCAGCAUCAUCGUGUGGCAGCAAAUUUGCUGCUUAGCUCCCGCACGACUGUGACCAAGGUGGACGAUGGCUCUUCGACAAAAGACCCACACAGAAAGAAGAUAACACCAUUUACUCCAACGCCGGGUAGUAAAUUGCUAGGUGGUGUUUUUGUUAAGAAGGGACCAAAAGGUCCAGCCCAACAUGUACAAACAUUGCAACAACAACAACAAAAACAACAACUCCAAAUACAACCGUUACGACAAUGUCACGUUCAUCUAGGAGGUGGUGGUGAUGGGGGUAGUAAUCUAGGAAAAUUAGAUGCACCAGAAGUGACAUCCAAAGAUAUGAUAAGGGCAAUGAUGGCCUACAUUUGGCCCAAAGAUGAUGCUCUGGUUAGGAAAAGAGUUGCCAUAUCAUUGGGUCUAUUAGCUGGUUCCAAAGUCCUGACUGUCUGUGUGCCAUUUUUAUUUAAGGGAGCUGUGGAUACAAUGGGUAGUCUAACAAUGGAUACACCUGCCGAUACAAUUCUAACCACCGCCACAGCCAUGUUAAUUGGAUAUGGUAUUGCCCGUGCCAGUGCGGCCGGUUUCAAUGAGCUGCGUAAUGCCGUCUUUGCCAAAGUCGCUCAUCACUCCAUUCGUAAAAUAGCCACCAAUGUAUUUUUACAUUUACACAAUCUGGAUUUGGCAUUCCAUCUAAACAAGCAGACUGGUGCAUUAUCUAAGACCAUCGAUCGUGGUUCUAGAGGAAUUAAUUUCGUUUUAACUGCCAUGGUAUUUAAUAUCGUUCCCACCAUUUUUGAACUGGCUUUAGUAUCCAGCAUAUUGGGUAUAAAGUGCGGUCUAGCAUUUGCCGGUGUUUCAAUGGGUUGUGUCGGCGUUUAUGCUGCCUACACACUCUCGGUGACACAAUGGCGUACAAAGUUCCGUGUUUACAUGAAUCAAGCCGAAAAUGAGGCUGGCAAUAAGGCUGUGGAUUCCCUAAUUAAUUACGAAACAGUUAAAUAUUUCAAUAAUGAAAAAUUCGAGGCUGCACGAUAUGAUCAAGUUUUGAAAAAAUACGAAUCGGCCAGUUUGAAAACCAGUUCAAGUUUGGCUGUUUUGAAUUUUGGUCAAAAUGCCAUUUUCAGUACGGCCUUAAGUGUGAUAAUGGUUUUGGCCGCCAAUGAAAUAGCCAAGGGCAAUAUGACAGUGGGAGAUUUGGUUAUGGUCAACGGUUUACUCUUUCAAUUGAGUAUCCCGUUGGGCUUUUUGGGUAGUGUUUAUCGUGAAGUACGUCAGGCUUUGUUGGAUAUGCAAGCCAUGUUUACACUGAUGAAUGUGGAUAGUCGUGUCAAUGCUCCGGUGAAUGCUCCCCCCUUGCUGUUGGGUCCCGAUAAUGCUUCGAUUGAAUUUAAAAAUGUUAAUUUUGAAUAUGAACCGGGCAAGCCGAUUUUUAAAGAUUUAUCCUUUGUAAUACCGGCUGGAAAGAAUAUUGCAUUUGUUGGUGGUUCCGGUUCGGGGAAAUCAUCAAUGGUUCGCUUGUUAUUUAGAUUUUUCGAACCUAAUUCGGGUAAAAUAUUGAUUGGUGGACAGGAUAUCAGUGAAGUGGAUAUUGAUAGUUUAAGGAAGUCGAUAGCUGUGGUGCCGCAGGACUCUGUGUUAUUCCACGAUACCAUCAAACACAAUAUUCAUUAUGGCAAUUUGAGUAAGAGUCAGGAAGAUGUUGAAAAUGCAGCACGCAUGGCCGAUUUGCAUGACAACAUUAUGGGUUGGCCCAAGAAGUAUCAAACGCAGGUGGGUGAACGUGGUCUAAAACUUUCUGGUGGCGAAAAACAACGGGUAGCCAUCGCCAGAGCCAUAUUGAAAAAUUCACCAAUAUUGAUAUUUGAUGAAGCCACCAGCAGUUUAGAUUCCAUUACAGAACAUAAUAUUCUGCAAGCCUUGGCGAGAGCCACGAAAGGUCGUACCAGCAUAUGUAUUGCCCAUCGUUUAUCCACUGUCAUGGAUGCUGAUGAGAUUUUGGUAUUGGAAAAUGGUCAGGUCGGUGAGCGUGGCACUCAUGCUGAGUUGCUUAAGAAAAAUGGUCUCUAUGCUCGGCUCUGGGAAACACAGACACAACAAUUUUGAUUCGAAACAAAAGGUUAGGUGUUGAAAAAUAUCUAAUUGUAAAUAGAUAUGUUACAAAAACAAAGUUACUGCCUUUUGUUUUAGUCAUAAAUGUUAUGCAGAAUGUGUUUUUAUUAGUAUUAAGUGUUUUUGUUUCUCUGGUUUAAUUUGUAAUUUAGUUGUAAUUGUACCAACGACCAUAAGACGAUAACCACAAAAAAUUAAAUAUUUAAGAUAAUAGUAACGGUUGAAUUCCUCCCUAGAUAAUAAUGUAUGUAACAAAGAUUUUACCUGUUAAGUACAUUUUGUGUAUAUACAACAAAGAAAAUGGAAAAAACGUCACCUUCCUCCCAAAUAAAUGAAAAAAAGUAAAAAAA
Molecule: messenger RNA, 2662 nt
Organism: Musca domestica (house fly)
Lineage: Eukaryota; Metazoa; Arthropoda; Insecta; Diptera; Muscidae
Gene: ABCB7
Product: iron-sulfur clusters transporter ABCB7, mitochondrial
Exons: 9
Coding region: 102-2306 (734 amino acids)
Biological process (GO): transmembrane transport; intracellular iron ion homeostasis
Cellular component (GO): mitochondrial inner membrane
Molecular function (GO): ABC-type transporter activity; ATP binding; ATP hydrolysis activity
Source: RefSeq, a predicted model, not a curated record